AUGGGAACGUCAUGGCUCUGGAGAAGGACGUGGGGGGUAGAGAAGGGUGUACCGGCCGGUAAAAGAAUACAUGGGCCUCGUUGUUUCUGGACGGUAGUUGGUAGGGAUGGAAGUUGUGGGUGGGGGUGUUGUUUGCCUAGAUCCAUGUAUCGAGUUUGUUCCUCACGCUGUUCGAUUUUGAAAAUGCCGAGUCAUUCACGUAUUCUUGUUUUUUCUUGCUUUAUUUCUUUCGUAUUCUAUAUCACUAAUCGACGAAGAGAGGAAAUUCCAGUGCUAUACCGCGUAACCAUUCUCGUCUUUCCAGAUCCAUCACUUGAGUAG
Messenger RNA from Bipolaris zeicola 26-R-13, 321 nucleotides. RefSeq lists its product as uncharacterized. NCBI's taxonomy places the organism in Eukaryota, Fungi, Ascomycota, Dothideomycetes, Pleosporales, Pleosporaceae. The transcript has a single exon. The coding region runs from base 1 to 321 and encodes 106 amino acids. The record is from RefSeq and is a predicted model, not a curated record.